This is a messenger RNA of Sipha flava (yellow sugarcane aphid), 413 nucleotides long. RefSeq lists its product as uncharacterized. NCBI's taxonomy places the organism in Eukaryota, Metazoa, Arthropoda, Insecta, Hemiptera, Aphididae. Bases 105 to 413 code for a protein of 102 amino acids. The transcript has 3 exons. The record is from RefSeq and is a predicted model, not a curated record.
AUGGGAAAACGCACGCGCCAAGUAUAAAUUUCCAAGACCAAGUACUAAGACAACUGUCACAUAUUAAGCUUCAUUUAUUUAAAUUAGAUGAAAAACUUUCUGCAAUGAAUUCUCAUUCACUACAAAACACAAAUGUGGACACUUAUCCCAAUAUUUUAGAAAAUUUUCCUCUUCAAUAUGAAAUGGAUUUACAAAAUGUUGAAGUAAAACUGAUAAAUGAUGACAUUUAUAAGUCAAACAUGUUAACAGCUCUUUCCAGGAUGGGUGGUACAAAGACCGAUGAAGCUACCAAGUAUAUUUUAAAAAAAAUAUACACAAAUAAAUUAGCUAUGUGUUACAGUUGGAUGGGAGGAAAAGGAAAAAAAGUUUUAUCUACUAUGAUACUUCCUAAAUUAAUAAUAGAUAAUAUAUAA